This is a messenger RNA of Cheilinus undulatus (humphead wrasse), 2286 nucleotides long. RefSeq names its product chromosome 13 C14orf119 homolog (gene c13h14orf119). Lineage: Eukaryota; Metazoa; Chordata; Actinopteri; Labriformes; Labridae. The coding region runs from base 312 to 905 and encodes 197 amino acids. The transcript is spliced from 2 exons. The record is from RefSeq and is a predicted model, not a curated record.
CAUAGUCUCUUCCUGUAUAGGUUGAUGGAAAGAUUAACGUUUGCCCCGUUCAACCUAGCUUUUCAAAUAUGCUAAAAUUAAGGUGACAUACUUCGGAAAAGGCUGGGAAUUAAUAUCCUUUUAUGCUAAAACACCUAUCUGAAAACGUAGUUUUAAAUUCUGACUCGAACGUUGGUGUUACCGAUAGCUUAGCUUCAUGUUAACGCUACCAAAGACUGGAAGAGUCUCUGUCGGCAGCUGGUAUUGCUGAUUAACUCAAAGCAGACGGAUAACUGGAUUACUGGACCGAAAGACACCAAUCUUUCCAAACCAUGUCGUGGUUCAGUCAUGUCGACCAAGCCUCAAUUCCGCAGCAACCACCGCAGCCCACUGACGGCUUCAGACUCAACCAUAACUCCGGGUUCAGAGGUCCGACGGAGGUAUCACCCUCCAUGGCUACACAACACUGGACCGGCUUCCACGGCACCCCCAGCCCGGAGGACUUCCCUUCGGCUCCACAGGGAGUAGUCAGCCCUCCAAGCCUUGAGAAACUGUCUUGCUCUUCACCUAGUACAGGUCAUAUGGGAGAACCGGUGCCAAUCUCCUAUGUAAGCCUCCAGGAGCAGAGGUGCGUCCUGAGCUGGUUCAAGGGCUGGACCGCCACCCAGAGGGAGCGAUUCCUGCAGGAUCUUCUGGGGAAAGCUGUGCCGGGGAAAGUCUGUACCCUCCUAGAUUCUCUCAGUACUCUUCAGGUUAAAGACAGACUACCAAACAUCUUUGAAUGCCAGCUGCGCCUGUGGACCCAGUGGUUCGAGUCUUGGGGAGAGGAGGAGAGGAACCAUUUUCUGCACAUGCUGGAGGAAUGGGACCCAGUUUUUGUCGCCCAUUUUUACAGAUGUGUAGCUGGAACAGCAGGGAGAGACUGAGCAUAGUUUACCCCAUGGUAGAAAUUCAAGAAAAUAAAACAAAAUGUGUUGAAGAGGAUAUAAGUUGUGGAUAAGGUGUGUUAAGUUUGAGAUAGUUCUCUCCAGAGAAAUGUUUGUGUUACUGAUGGACCAUAUUCACAUGGCAGCCAUGUUCCUGACGAUACAGUCAAAGUUGGACGGUCCAUUGCUUCUCUGAUGACCAACUACUGUGUGCCAGGUUUCAAGUCUUCUACUGCUUACAGAUCAGUGACUGAAAAACCAAUGUACUGUAAGUCAGCUGGGGUAUGGGCUGUAUUUCAAGUAAAGUCAAUACAUUUCAAAACAUAUUAACUACUAUAGACAAGAGAAAAUGUUGGCAUUCAACCACCUCUGAGCUAGCUCAGAGGCUAUCAGAUGUAAUUCCCUUCCUGUCAAAUCAAACAGUCAGGCUGUUACUAAAGCAUAUGUCUGUAUAUUAAUGUGGACAAUGAGUUUAAAGUUCCUUUUGUUAUACUGAGCGUCCCAUCGGAUUUUAACUCUUUAUUGUUUCUCAGUUGGUGAUUACUCUAAAUGUGGGGAUAUAAGAACGAUUUGUUUGUUUGAAAACUGCAGUAGUUUAGAUACUGAGGCAGAGUUUGGAAGCUUAAUUACGACCGUCAGCAUGUUACAAAUUCUUUCUGCAGUCAAAGAGGUGGCGUUAAUGCCUUAAGUCGCCUGGCAAGCAUCUACAAGGUGCCCAUCUGUCAGUCAGAUCAGCACUGCCAUAGUCAUACUAAGUCUUAGUCUUAUUACUACCAAAUAAGAUCAGUUAAUAAAAAAAAAAUCAUCCUGCAGAGUGUUUACAAAAGAAAAACUGACCAUUUUACUUUCCCCCUGGCUUUAAUCAUGUUUAUUUCUGCUGUGAAGAUGGUCAUUAGAUUUUUUUUAAGAUACAUUUUUGGGCUUUUUAUGCCUUUAUUCAGGAGGACUGUAGAUAGAGUUGGAAAUGGGGAUGAGAGAGUGGGGGAGAGACAUGUGGGAAAGGAGCCACUGGCUGAACUUGAACCCUGGCUGCCCUUAUACAUGGGGUGCGACCUAACCGCAAAGCCAUCUGUGCCCCAAAGAUGGCCUUUUUAUAUAGGUUUUAAUAGGGCAUCUAAAGCAAGUGGACACACACAAAAAAUGCAUUGUUUGUAGUUUUGCAUUGACUUCAUGUUGCAGCAUCUCAGCCCCUGACCCGACUGUGUCAGUUGAAAAAUAGUUGUCGUGUGAAAAUGGUCUAAGGGAAAUGUUGGAGUUUAAUAAUUUUGUUGUGAGAACGGAGGCGUGUGCUCAUAUAAGCUGUUUUUAUUCUGUUUUCUUCACUGGCCUCUCAAUGGCUAUGUCUUUCACUAUUCCACUUUUUAAAUAAAGUUAAAUCAUU